CACUCUCCCGAGAGGCGGGACUGCGCUGGCGCCGGGUUAACGCGUGCGCCGGCGCGCCGCGGUUUGAAAGGCCCGAGCCUCGCGCGCGCGUGCGCACUUCAGCGCGCGCAGGGCGCACCCCCUCGUAGCCCCCUGAAACUCGGACCCUCCUGCGUCCUUCAGGUCCCGCGAAGCCCACGACGCUGACAUGCCGGAGAUCCGCCUCCGCCAUGUGGUGUCCUGCAGUAGCCAGGACUCGACCCACUGUGCAGACAACCUCCUCAAGGCGGACACCUACCGGAAGUGGCGCGCGGCCAGGGCGGGCGAGAAGACCAUCUCGGUGGUGCUCCAGUUAGAGAAGGAGGAGCAGAUACAUAGUGUGGACAUCGGGAACGAUGGCUCGGCCUUUGUGGAGGUGCUGGUGGGCAGCUCGGCUGGAGGGGCCGGGGAGCAAGACUAUGAGGUCCUUCUGGUCACCUCGUCUUUCAUGUCCCCUUCUGAGAGCCGAAGUGGCUCCAACCCCAACCGUGUUCGCUUUUUUGGGCCUGAGAAGCUGGUGCGGGGAGCAGCUGAGAAGCGCUGGGACCGAGUCAAAAUUGUUUGCAGCCAGCCCUAUAGCAAGGACUCCCCCUAUGGCCUGAGUUUUGUACGGUUUCACAGCCCUCCAGACAAAGAUGAGGUAGAGGCUUCACCCCAGAAGGUGACCAAGCUUGGCCAAUUCCGUGUAAAGGAGGAGGAUGAGGGUGCCAGCUCCCUGAGACCAGGGGCUCUCUUCUUCAGCCGGAUCAAUAAGACAUCCACUGCCACAACCAGUGACCCAGCGGGACCCAGCUAUGCAGCUGCCACACUGCAGGCCUCAAGUGCCACCUCCUCAACCUCUCCAGCCUCCAGGGCAGUAGGCAGCACCUCCAAGCCUCAGGAGUCCCCCAAAGGGAAGAGGAAGUUGGAUUUGAAUCAAGAAGAAAGGAAGACCCCCAGCAAACCAUCAGCCCAGCCCUCACCACCUGCCCGCAAGAGACCCAAAUUGUCCGCACCCAUCUCUACCCCUGCCACUGCCUCAGCCCCUGCCCCAGCACGGGGGGCAGUGCCAGGGAAGCCCCGAGGAGAAGGCACGGAGCACAGGGCACCCCGAGCUGGCCCGCAGGAGAUGGGGAAGAUCCUUAAGGGCGUGGUGGUGGUGCUGAGUGGCUUCCAGAACCCCUUCCGCUCGGAGCUCCGGGACAAGGCCCUAGAGCUCGGGGCCAAGUAUCGGCCAGACUGGACCCCAGACAGCACCCACCUCAUCUGUGCCUUUGCCAACACCCCUAAGUACGGCCAGGUCCUAGGCCUCGGAGGUCGCAUUGUGCGUAAAGAGUGGGUGCUGGACUGUCACCGCAUGCGGCAGCGGCUGCCCUCCCGGAGGUACCUCAUGGCAGGGCCAGACUCCAGCAGCGAGGACGAGGGCGGCCCUCAUGGCGGCAGCAGCGGGGAUGAAGCCCCACAGCUUCCCCAAAAGACCAAAACCAAGGCCCCUCAGGCAGCGGGAUCCAGCUCACCCCAGACAGCCUCCACUCCAGAAGAGACCAGACCAGCCUCACCCGGGUCCCAGGAAGAUACCCACACUGAGGGGGAGUGGUCAGCAGAAGGACAGGACAAUGGGGCGGAAGAUUCUGAGGACACUGAGGAUGAGCUGAGAAGGGUGGCUGAGCAGAAGGAACGAAGGCGGCCCCCUGGCCAGGGGGAGAAUGGCGAGGACCCAUAUGCGGGAUCCACAGAUGAGAACACCGACAAUGAGAGUCCCCCAGAGUCUCCUGACCUGCCAGUUCCUGAACUCCCAGACUUCUUCCAGGGCAAACACUUCUUCCUGUACGGGGAGUUCCCUGGGGACGAGCGGAGGAAGCUCAGCCGCUAUGUGACAGCCUUCAAUGGGGAGCUCGAGGACUAUAUGAGCGACCGGGUCCAGUUUGUAAUCACAGCACAGGAGUGGGACCCCAGCUUUGAGGAGGCCCUGAUGGACAAUCCCUCCCUGGUGUUCGUCCACCCGAGAUGGAUCUACAGUUGUAACGAGAAGCAGAAGUUACUUCCUCACCAGCUCUAUGGGGUGGUGCCCCAGGCCUGAAGUAUGUGCUUGUGCACACACAUGUGUGCGUAUGCACACACAAGUUUAAUAAAGCUGACUUGGUUUGGA
Messenger RNA from Myotis daubentonii (Daubenton's bat), 2146 nucleotides. RefSeq names its product X-ray repair cross complementing 1 (gene XRCC1). Gene Ontology annotation, biological process: double-strand break repair via nonhomologous end joining; base-excision repair; single strand break repair. Gene Ontology annotation, cellular component: nucleus. NCBI's taxonomy places the organism in Eukaryota, Metazoa, Chordata, Mammalia, Chiroptera, Vespertilionidae. Gene Ontology annotation, molecular function: damaged DNA binding. The record is from RefSeq and is a predicted model, not a curated record.